ACUCCAGUGGCUAAUUUUCUUCCUUCUCCUGUAGCCACCAUGGCUCUGGUGUCCGCUGACUCGCGCAUUGCGGAGCUCCUGGGAGAGCUGCACCAGCUCAUCAAACAGACGCAGGAGGAGCGAUCGCGGAGUGAGCACAACUUAGUCAACAUCCAGAAAACUCAUGAGCGGAUGCAGACAGAGAACAAGAUCUCCCCGUAUUACCGGACCAAGCUUCGUGGACUCUACACGACUGCCAAAGCUGACGCGGAGGCUGAGUGCAACAUCCUACGCAAGGCGCUGGACAAGAUUGCGGAGAUCAAAUCCCUUCUGGAGGAGCGGCGCAUUGCUGCCAAGAUUGCUGGGCUCUACAACGACUCAGAGCCGCCCCGCAAGACCAUGCGCCGGGGCGUCCUCAUGACCCUCCUCCAGCAGUCAGCCAUGACGCUGCCCCUGUGGAUCGGCAAGCCAGGGGACAAGCCACCCCCCCUCUGCGGCGCUAUCCCUGCUGCCAGUGAUUAUGUGGCCAAGCCGGGGGACAAGGUGGCCGCUCGCGUCAAGGCUGUGGACGGGGACGAGCAAUGGAUCUUGGCUGAGGUGGUGAGCUACAGCCAUGCCACCAACAAGACCAGCUGGCUCAGGGGGGCAGGGAAUGGGGCAGGGCCUGGCCUGUCGGGGGUGCUGGCUCCCAUGUGCCCCAGGGCCGGGGGGCGGUGGGCCCCGGCGGCUCACGCUCGCUCUCUCCAGCCCCAGGACGAUUACUCGGUGCUCUUCGAGGACACGUCCUACGCGGACGGCUACUCCCCGCCCCUCAACGUGGCCCAGAGAUACGUGGUGGCCUGUAAGGAGACCAAGAAGAAGUGAGGGGGUGGGGCGGAGCUUGGGGGCACCCGUGAGUACAAUAAAGACUUCUCUCCCCUCCCCCA
Messenger RNA from Chelonoidis abingdonii (Abingdon island giant tortoise), 905 nucleotides. The record is from RefSeq and is a predicted model, not a curated record. Lineage: Eukaryota; Metazoa; Chordata; Testudines; Testudinidae.